UAUCUCUUCAAGCAUUUAUACGAACCAUCCGCGCACGGUUCUCGUCUACUUCACGAGCUCGACUGUACCGUCCUCCUCCUCCUCCUCCUCCUCCUUCUCCAGCCCAUCUCAAUGAAUCUUCCCGGAUCCCUCCCCUCUUUCUCCGUCGUCUGCAUCUUCAUCAUCUGCUGUUCACUGUCGUCUCUGGAUCGAGUCCAAGCUCGCCAGUACGACGUCGGUGGCAGAGAUGGCUGGGUGGUUCAUCCCGCGGAGGAUUACAGCCAGUGGGCUGGUCGGAACCGGUUCUUGGUCAACGACACUCUGCAUUUCAAGUACAAGAAAGGAGGGAACUCGGUGCUGCUGGUGAACAAGACCGGGUACGACAAGUGCGACGCCCACAGCCCUAUCAAGAAAUGGGACGACGGCGACACUGUCUUCCAGCUCGACCGGUCCGGACCUUUCUACUUCAUCAGCGGCCAGGACGACAACUGUCAGAACGGCCAGAAGCUGGUCGUCGUCGUCAUCGCCUUCAGGCCUCGCCCUUUUCCUCUCCCCCCGCCUAAAGCCCUGCCUCCUCAUGGCUCCUCGCCGACUCCGGCGACGGCUCCCGGAGCGGCUCCGGGUUCGAAACCGCCGGGUUCGAGUGCUCCGGCGACGUCUCCGGCGUCCUCCACGUCGCCAGCUACAACGCCAACACAUGCCCCGGCAAUGGGACCGUCGACGUCUCUGUCGCCGUCUCCGACCCUGGCUCCAGGUUCGAAACCGCCUGCGUCGAGUGCGCCGGCGACGUCUCCGUCGACUUCCACAUCGCCAGCUACAAGUCCAGCACAUGCGCCGGCAAUGGGACCGUCGUCUCGGUUUCCGUCUCCGACCGCGGCUCCAGGCUCGGAACCGCCAGUGUCGAUUACUCCAGCGACAUCUCCAUCGACGUCCACAUCGCCAGCUACAACCCCAACACAAGCGCCGGCAAUGGGACCGUCGUCUCUCGCGCCAUCUUCGACCACCGGAUCGCCGUCAUCUGCUCCAACGGCAACAGGUCCAGCAUCAGGUCCAACCGCGGCCGGCGCGCCAGGAGCGUCGCCGCCGGCGCCGUUCACCGCUUCACCGACUCCAGGAGGGUCAGCUCAGUCGCUUCCACCAGCAGGGUCGUCGCUUUCACCGGCAGGGACGCCGACCGGUAACUUGAACUCCUCCGCACCAGUGGUGAAUCCUCUCGGUAUGUGGGCAUUGCCAUUCUUGAUGAUGCUUUUAGGGCAAAUUUAAUGGAGAUUCCAGGACGGAGUACAGUGCAGCGUUUGAAAAUAUAUAUCUUCAGACAUUAAAAAAGGAAACCCCGGAUGAAAUUCGAUCGUGUUUAUGUUGGUUUUUGUUCUGAGCCGAUGUUAGAUUCAUUUGUUUGAGGGUACGUUUAUAAAAAAUUUCACAUGUACUGUAUGUGAUUUUUUCCUUAUGUGAAUUUCACUAUUCCAUGAUCUGACUAGACGGAUGUAUGGACAUUGAAAAUAAAGGACCCUUUAUAGCAGUUGUCGUUGAUCAUA
This is a messenger RNA of Eucalyptus grandis, 1517 nucleotides long. Its product is annotated as early nodulin-like protein 2. NCBI's taxonomy places the organism in Eukaryota, Viridiplantae, Streptophyta, Magnoliopsida, Myrtales, Myrtaceae. Gene Ontology annotation, cellular component: plasma membrane. Gene Ontology annotation, molecular function: electron transfer activity. The transcript is spliced from 2 exons. The coding region runs from base 112 to 1242 and encodes 376 amino acids. The record is from RefSeq and is a predicted model, not a curated record.